Messenger RNA from Talaromyces rugulosus, 1053 nucleotides. RefSeq lists its product as uncharacterized. The record is from RefSeq and is a predicted model, not a curated record. NCBI's taxonomy places the organism in Eukaryota, Fungi, Ascomycota, Eurotiomycetes, Eurotiales, Trichocomaceae. Bases 1 to 1053 code for a protein of 350 amino acids. The transcript has 4 exons.
AUGGAUCAAUCACGGAAAAAGGAGGACGUGGGGUCGCGUUUCCUCAACCGUAUGGGCUCGGUUUUUCGCCGCAAGCCGAGGAGGACGGAGUCUACUGUCUCCAAUAUCACCAUCGAGGAGGACGCCACCCCAACAGCGACAACCAUACCCACCACAACCAGUGGGUUUCAACCAACUACCACGACUACAAUCACCGCUGGUCCUGCGGCUACCACUACGAACCGGAACUCAGCCCCGGUAGUGCAAUGGAGCGCUAUCAAGCAAGAACGAGCCCGAGCUCUAUUCGCCAAGUACGGCCUGACCCUGGAGCCUGAAGAGUGGAUGUCGCCUCGCAACUUGGAAGUUCAGCGUGUCGAAAAGCCGAUUCGCAUGCGGGUGCGACGCAGCUGCCAUCGCUGCCAGACCACCUUUGGGUCCGACAAAGUCUGCUCUAGCUGCCAACAUGUCCGUUGCAAAAAGUGUCCUCGUCACCCGCCGCCUCGUACCAAAGAAGAAAAAGAAGCCCGCGCCCUCGCCAAGGCACAGGGCAAGGCACCAGAAAAACCCGCUGCUGCUGGUCCUUCCGGACCUGCUCCUGCAGCAGUACCUGCCAAGAAGCCGAAGCAGCUUCUCACCCUUCCGUCUCGUACUGGAGGGCAAGAUCUGGUGUACAAACAAAUCAGACAACGCGUUCGCCGAACAUGUCACCGCUGUCAAACCGUAUUCCAUGGCGACUCCAAGGAGUGUGAAAACUGUGCCCACAUUCGUUGCAAGAAGUGUCCCCGUGAUCCACCCAAACUUAGCAAAUACCCAGACGGAUACCCUGGAGACGUCGAUCCGCCCCCCGAGCGUCCUCAGCGGGUGUGGAGGAAGCCACGCAUGCGUGUACGAUACUUCUGCAACCAGUGCGAUAAUCUUUUUGUCUCGGGUGAACAAGCUUGUAGCAACUGCGGACAAGACAAGGGACCCGAGACCAGGCGAGAUCCUCCGAAGAAACAAAAACCUGAACUAGACCCCGAAGUCGUCAGGCGAGUUCAAGAACGACUUGCGAGCCUUCAAGUCAACGACGGAUAG